CACGGGACUAACGGGCGGAUAUUUUCAAAAUGGAAGAAAUGGCAAAGUUUUGGAGGGCAACACGAGAACAACAUCUAUUUGCCCUUUAAAAGGCUCAAUUAACGAAUAUCGAUGGCUCAAUCGAUCGAUUUAUUUUUUAAACUCACCUUCAUGCAUCUGCGAGACGCAAAGCGGGCACGAUGAGUGUUUCUAUCGGCGAUAAGAUUGAGGAUUUCAAGGUCCUCACCCUCCUUGGCAAAGGCUCCUUUGCAUGUGUUUACCGUGCAAAAUCAGUGAACACUGGUCUGGAGGUUGCUAUCAAAACGAUUGACAAAAAAGCAAUGCACAAAGCUGGUAUGGUCCAGCGUGUGACAAACGAGGUUGAGAUUCAGUGCCGAUUGAAACAUCCUUCAAUACUUGAGCUGUACAACUACUUUGAGGACAGCAACUAUGUUUACCUGGUGUUGGAGAUGUGCCACAACGGAGAGAUGAGUCGGUACCUUAAAGAGAGAAAGAUGCCUUUCUCUGAGGAUGAAGCAAGACAUUUUAUGCAUCAAAUAGUGAAAGGAAUGCUGUAUCUUCACACCCAUGGCAUCCUGCAUCGAGAUCUGACCUUGUCCAACCUUUUGCUUACGAGCAACAUGAACAUAAAGAUCGCAGACUUUGGCCUUGCCACUCAGCUCAAACUCCCGACUGAAAAGCACUUCACCAUGUGCGGGACACCCAACUACAUCUCCCCAGAGGUGGCCACUCGCAGCGCCCACGGCCUGGAAUCGGACGUGUGGUCACUCGGGUGCAUGUUCUACGCCUUCCUGAUGGGUCGACCCCCUUUUGACACAGACACAGUGAAGCACACCCUGUCUAAAGUGGUUCUUGGGGAAUAUGACAUGCCCAGCCAUGUUUCUCUGGAGGCUCAGGAUCUGAUCCAUCAGCUGCUGCAGAAAGACCCUGCACAUCGACCCAGCCUCUCUGCGGUGCUGGACCACCCGUUUAUGACCCACAGCCUGCUGGUCAGGGCAAAGGAGCUGGGCCACGGGGACGAAGGAUCCAUGGACAGUGGCAUUGCCACCAUCUCCACAGCUUGCACCUCCUCCACCUCAGCCAGCAGCAACAGCAGGCUCCAGAGGAGAACCAGGAACGUGAUUGGAUCUACUCUGCCUAACCGCAUGGCACCCAUUUCUAGUCUUCCACGGCAACCAAUUGGGGACUGUUUUGAGGAAGGGGACCAGUGGCAGCAGCAUCCGGCGGACAGAUUUCACAGAGACGGCAGGGGCAGAGGAGGUCAUGGUGGGGGGACAGGACAACCUCAUUCACGCUACCUUAGGAGAGCGCACUCCUCAGACCGCUCCAGUUCUUCUGCUUCUGGCCACAUGUUGAGUUACACUGAGCUGGGGAGAUGCCACUCAGAGGAGAUGCUGAGUAGUUCAGCAGGACCAGUAUUCCUCAUGUCCUCUGCUCAGCACCCAUUAUCCGAGCGAGGGAGGCUCCCAUCUCCUCCUGUCAAACAGUCAGCAAAUUCAGGGUAUUCGUUAUCCAUGCAGGCUGUACAUCCACCAAGCCUUCAAUUUCAAAAUCUGGAGGGCGUUACAAAUUGGCUUAAUAAUGACGGCUCUGGGCACAGGCCCGCAGACAGCAGCACCCACAGCAGCAGCGGCAGCUUCCACAGCAGCAAAGGACCUGUAGGUGUUCACAACUCUUGGUCAGACAAGCCCACGGGCCGAGGUGCAAACCCUCAGCACAACCAACAUCACAUGCAUCACAACCUCCCUUCCAACUGUGACUCGUACCGAGAAAAUGUACCCGGAGCAGAGUUCCAGCCUCCUCACGGCAGAGAGUCAAAGCUCUCCUCGGCCAAGCCAAGCGUGGAUAAAGUGACGAAAACGCUGAAAGACAUUGUCCUGCCUCUGUGUGCAGCCAGACUCAAGCCUAUCAGACAGAAGACAAAGAAUGCUGUUGUUAGCAUUCUGGACACUGGUGAAGUCUGUAUGGAAUUAUUAAAAUGCCAGAGUGGUCAGGAACGGGUCAAAGAAGUCCUUCGGAUUUCCUGUGAUGGUUCAAUGGUGACAAUAUACCAGCCUAACAGUGGAAAGGGGUUUCCGGUCUUGGAUUGUCCACCUGCUCCUCCAGAGGAUAUUCUCAUUUGUAGCUACGAGGAUCUUCCAGAAAAAUACUGGAAGAAGUACCAAUACGCCUCUAAGUUUGUGCAGCUGGUGAAAUCCAAGACUCCAAAAGUGACACUUUACACCAAACAUGGAAAGGUCAUGCUGAUGGAGAACUGUCCCAACGCAGACCUGGAGGUUUGCUUCUACGAUGGAGCAAAGACCCACAAGACAUCGGAGCUGUUGCGAGUGGUGGAGAAGGGCGGGAAGUCGUACACAGUGAAGGGAGAGGUCGGGCUGAGCGGCCUGAGUCCAGAGAGCCGGCUGUACGUGGAGCUGUCUGACCAAGGACACAGCAUGUGUCUGUCUCUGGAGGCCGCCAUCGCUGCAGAGGAGCAGCGCAGCACCAAGAACGUCCCUUUUUUCCCGAUAACAAUUGGCAGGAGACCUGUCCACUCUGACUCCCCGUGCUCAUUAUCCCUGCCGACACACCCGCCAACUGCUGAUACAGCUUCACCUCCUCAACCUCCACAAAUCACUCCUUCAAUGAUCUCUUAUGAUGGCUCGGAUUUUACCACAGCCAGCUUGAGUAAGAAAAGCUCCCCGGUGCGGCAGGAACUGGCUAAGAACACAGGAAAAGUGAUCAAGUCGAUAUUUGUGCCCAAUGUCGGGUGGGCAUCACAGCUGACGAGUGGAGAGGUGUGGGUGCAGUUCAAUGACGGCUCUCAGCUGGUGGUUCAGGCGGGAGUGUCCUGCAUCACUUACACAUCUCCAGAGGGGAGGAUCACCAGGUAUAAGGAGAAUGAAAAGUUGCCAGAACAUGUCAAGGAGAAGCUGCACUGUCUGUCCACAAUACUCGGACUGUUGGCCAACCCGACAGCACAUCAACUACAACCUCAUCAACACACUUAAUAGAUUAAAAAACAACUCGUAGCAUUAGAAGUCUUUAUAACAUGUUUUGUCCGGUGCUCUUGUAAAUACAUAUGUGUUGUGUGUUUUUUUUUUUUUACAUGUACAGAAGACUAAGAUUAUGAAAAGAUAUAUUUUUAUGUAAAAAAAAAAAAAACCAAAAACAAUUUGUAAAGAGUCUGGCCUUGUUGGAAACAUUUGUGUCGUGUGUGUCAUUGUAAGUGAGUCUACACUUCCAUGAAAUGUGUGAAACUGAGACAAUAAACAUCUGGAGGCCGGAUGGAGGAAUUCUG
Labrus bergylta (ballan wrasse) is the source of this 3280-nucleotide messenger RNA. It is a transcript of the gene plk4, whose product is annotated as polo-like kinase 4 (Drosophila). Gene Ontology annotation, biological process: mitotic spindle organization; protein phosphorylation. The record is from RefSeq and is a predicted model, not a curated record. Gene Ontology annotation, molecular function: protein binding; ATP binding; protein serine/threonine kinase activity. Gene Ontology annotation, cellular component: kinetochore; cytoplasm; centrosome. NCBI's taxonomy places the organism in Eukaryota, Metazoa, Chordata, Actinopteri, Labriformes, Labridae.